Pangasianodon hypophthalmus (striped catfish) is the source of this 12261-nucleotide messenger RNA. RefSeq names its product citron Rho-interacting kinase. Bases 740 to 5680 code for a protein of 1646 amino acids. Gene Ontology annotation, biological process: actomyosin structure organization; peptidyl-threonine phosphorylation. The record is from RefSeq and is a predicted model, not a curated record. Gene Ontology annotation, molecular function: protein serine/threonine kinase activity. NCBI's taxonomy places the organism in Eukaryota, Metazoa, Chordata, Actinopteri, Siluriformes, Pangasiidae. The transcript has 40 exons. Gene Ontology annotation, cellular component: cytoskeleton; cytoplasm.
UUUAACUAAAAAUUUCAGGGGCCAUUCUGUGGAGGUUUGAUGAUACAAUGAGGGCUGUCAGAGAAGACUCUUACCUAGAGCACCUUUAAAUGGGUUCAUUAGUAAGACAAAGGACAAGGGUUGUCUUUUGUUACUGAGAAAUGUAGUGUCAGAAUCCGACUUUCUUCCUCCAAAUGAAGAUAAAUUCCUGUUCAGAUAGCAAUAAACAGAAAGCACUGAGUUUAGGCAAUGACUCAGUUGCUAUGUAGAGCUACUGCAGUAAGUGAGAGAGAGAGAGAGAGAGAGAGAGAGAGAGAGAGAGAGAGCACACUGUGGGAGAGAGUACAAGGGAGAGAGGGAGCACUUUGCCAAGCUCACUGUGCAACUGCGUAUGUCUGAGCUGCUUGCGAGUGUGAUUUGCUGCUCUACUCUAGGAUGCUGUUUCUGUCUCCCCUCCUCUCUCACAGCCCAUCUCUCAAUCUUCCUCAACAGCACUGCACUCUGCUCUGAAGAUGACUUCCCUGAAUGCAUCCAGACACAUAAACCCAUCUUACUGCCUAUGGACAUCCAAGAAGCCACACCACUGGGCAUCUUUCCUGAGGACCUACCCUCUCUGAAGUGGAACCUCAGUCACUAGUCUUGGCAAGGCAAGAACCGCACUCCUUUUAGAUCAACAGCAGCACAAGAGAAAAAAAACCUUAUCAGCUCCAUAGCUGCACCAAGAAAUAUAUUUGAAGUGCAGUGGUAUGCAUUCUUGCUUAUGAAGAUGGAGCAGGAGAUCUCUAAAGUGCAGAGGACAAUGUCUGACCUGGAGUCAGUCCUCCAGCAGAAGGAUGUUGAGCUGAAAGCCUCUGAGACCCAGCGAAGCAUCUUGGAGCAGGACCUGGCUACCUACAUCACAGAGUGCAGCAGUUUGAAGCGCAGUUUGGAGCAGGCUCGUAUGGAGGUCUCUCAGGAGGACGAUAAAGCUCUGCAGCUGCUCCACAACAUCCGUGAGCAGAGCAAUAAACUGCAGGAGAUUAAAGAACAGGAGUAUCAUGCUCAGCUGGAAGAGAUGCGGGUGUCCAUCCGUCAGUUGGAGGAGAACCUCUCUGCCGCUCGGCGUCGCAGCGACUUAUACGAGUCCGAGUUAAAGGAGUCACGCCAGACUAGUGAGGAGCUGAAAAGGAAGGCAGCAGACUACCAACAGAAGAUCCAGAAGGCCAAAGAACAAGGCAAGGCUGAGAUGGAGGAGCUCCUUAUUAAACUGCAGAAGACCAAUGAAGAGCAACAAGGAAAGAUUGAGGAGCUUCAGGACAAGCUAGACAAGGCAGUGAAAGCGAGUACUGAGGCCACAGAGCUGUUGCAGAAUGUUCGUCAGGCUAAAGAGCGCCUGGAGCAUGAUAUGACACGACUGCAGACCAGAGAGGACUCCACUGACAGCCUGCGCAGACGCUUGCGUGAAACAGAGUUGUGUGUGAUGGAGCAGGAUGGCAGAAAGACCCUCGAGAAUCAAGUAAAGAGGCUGGAGAUUGUGGAGCGCAGGGAGAGCAAACUAAAAGAGGAUAUCCAGACCAAAUCACAGCAGAUACAACAGAUGGCUGAUAAAAUCAUGGAAUUGGAGGAGAACUUGCGUGAAACGCAAGCCACAGCCCAGCGCAUGGAGACUCAUCUGGAGCAGAAAGAGAAACUGUAUGAGGAUAAGAUCAAGGUUUUGGAGACCCAGAUGAAGGUAGACUUGGCUGAUAAAGAGCUCCUGGAAUCGAAACAGGACAUAUAUGAGGAGGAAGCUCGGGAGAAAUGCAAAUUGAUCAGUGAACAGGCAGCGACUAUCAGUGCUAUGGAGUCGAAGAUGACCAGCUUGGAGCAGAGGAUUGCUGAGCUCUCUGAGGCCAACAAACUGGCAGCCAACAGCAGUAUCUACACUCAGAAGAACAUGAAAGCCCAGGAGGAAAUGAUCUCUGAACUGAGGCAGCAAAAAUUCUACCUGGAGUCUCAGGCAGGCAAACUGGAGGCCCAGAAUGCUAAGCUAGAGGAGCAUCUGGAGAAAAUGAGUCAACAAGAACAAACCAACAAGAGCCGUGUGCUGGAGCUGGAGGCCAGACUCAGAGAGAUCGGCCUGGAACAUGAGGAGCAGAAGCUGGAUUUAAAGCGGCAAGUGUCAGAGCUGACACUGUCAUUACAGGAGAGAGAGUCUCAGAUCAGCAGCCUGCAGGCUACACGCCAUGCCUUGGAAAGCCAGUUACAGCAGGCCAAAACUGAGCUAGAGGAGACCACUGCUGAGGCAGAGGAGGAAAUCACUGUUCUCCGGGCUCACCGGGAUGAAAUCCAACGAAAGUUUGAUGCCCUGAGGGACAGCUGCGCGGUGAUCACUGACCUGGAGGAGCAGUUGACUCAGCUGACACAGGAAAAUGCAGAGUUAAACAGGCAGAACUUCUACCUUUCCAAGCAGCUGGAUGAAGCCACUGACGAGAAUGAGGAGAGACUGCAGCUUAGCCAAGAGGUGGAUCGCCUGCGCAGAGAAGUGGCUGACAGAGAGAUGCACCUCAACAACCAGAAACAAAACAUAGAGACCCUGAAGACGACAUGUACCAUGCUGGAAGAGCAGGUGCUAGAGCUGGAGACUCUGAAUGACGAGCUAUUGGAGAAGGAGAGGCAGUGGGAGAGCUGGAGGACGGCACUGGAGGAAGAGAAGAACCAGGCUGAACGCAGGGCUCGAGAAAUACAGAGACAGCUGGACAAUGAAAAACAGAAUAGGUUGCGUGCUGACCAGCGCAGCUCUGAGUCUCGUCAGGCUGUUGAGCUGGCAGUAAAGGAACACAAGGCUGAGAUCCUGGUGCUGCAGCAGGCCUUGAAGGACCAGAAACUGAAAGCAGAAGGCCUCUCUGAUACACUGAGUGACCUGGAAAAGAAACACUCCAUGCUGGAGAUGAAUGCACGCAGCCUGCAGCAGAAACUGGAGACUGAGCGAGAGCUUAAACAGAGGCUGGUGGAUGAGCAAGCAAAGCUACAGCAGCAGCUGGACAUGCAAAAGAGUCAUAUUUUCAGAUUGACGCAGGGCCUGCAGGAUGCUUUGGACCAGACCGACCUACUGAAGACUGAGAGAACAGACCUGGAGUAUCAGCUAGAAAACAUACAGGCAGCAUAUUCACAUGAGAAGGUGAAGAUGGAGGGCACCAUCACCCAGCAGACCAAGCUUAUAGACUUCCUGCAGGCCAAGGUAGACCAUCCCUCUAAGAAGAAAAAGGGCAUCUUCGGUGGCAGGCGUCGGGAGGACCUGCUGGCAGCGCUGGCAGCCCAGGGUCAGACCCAGACAGCCUCUGUGCCUGUUGUGACCCCUGUGCCCCUGCAGUACAGUGAUAUGAAGGCAGCGCUGGAUAAAGAGCGUGCCCGCUGCUCUGAGCUGGAGGAGGCCCUCCAAAAGACACGCAUGGAACUUAGAGAGGCCAUGCAGUUUAAUAAAGCACUGGAACAUGGUGGUACCCCUGCCACUCCUGGUCUGGCCCGGCAGCAGCUCAUGAUGUCAACUAAGUCUACCAAAUCCCCUGAACACCAGCCCAACCCUUCCAGCCUGGCACAAUCCAAUUCCAGCCGCAGGAAGGAGACAGCCACCUCUGACGAAAUAAGGAGAGCCACUUCUGAAAAAUAUGUGCGACGUGUAAAGGAGAGGCUUCAUCACAGUACUCAUGGUAGCCACAGCACCCCACACCGGUUCACCCAGGGUCUCAACAUGAGGGCAGCCAAGUGUACUGUAUGCCUAGACACCGUCCAUUUCGCCCGGCAGGCGGCUACCUGCAUUGAAUGCCAUGCUUUGUGCCACCCAAAAUGCUCCCCCUACCUUCCAGCCACAUGUGGUGUGCCCACCGAAUACGCCCUUCACCUAUCUGAGGCUCUGUGCAGGGAGAAGAGCAGCAACUCGGGCCUACAGCUCAAAGACUCCAGUGGACACAUGAGGCUGGAGGGCUGGAUGAAACAGCCCAGGAAUGGGAAGCGUGGUCAGGGCUGGGAGAGGAAGUAUGUGGUGCUGGAAGGGAACAAGGUUCUUACCUAUGAGACCGAGCCCAGAGAAGAGUCGGUGAAGCCAGUCGAUGAGUUUGAUCUGUAUAUAUCCGAUGGCGAAGUGAUUGUGCACAGUGCUGUGGGUGGCUCAGAGCUCACCAACACUGCAAAGUCUGAUGUGCCAUUUGUUCUGAAGCUUGAGUUGCUUCCCCAUACAUCCUGCUGGCCAGCACAGACGCUUUACCUCAUGAGCUCAAGCUUUGCAGAGAAGCAGCGGUGGGUGGCAGUUUUGGAGGCCAUCGUGGCAAGUGCCCGUGGUGCCCGUGAGAAAGCAGAGGCAGAUGCAAAGCUGCUGGGAAAUUCUCUGUUGAAGCUGGAGGGAGAUGACAGACUGGACAUCAACUGCACACUCCCCCUCACUGACCAGAUUGUGUUAGUGGGUUCAGAGGAAGGUCUGUAUGCACUGAACGUUAUAAAGAACUCGCUGACUCACAUUCCAGGCUUGGGCUCUGUGUUUCAAAUCUAUAUUAUCAAAGAGCAAGACAAGCUGCUCAUGAUUGUGGGUGAUGAGAGGGCACUGUGCCUGGUGGAGAUCAAGAAGGUGAAGCAGUCACUCUCUCAGUCCCACCUCCCAACCUUGCCCGAAAUUGUCCCUUACAUUUUUGAAACUGUCAAGGGUUGUCACCUUUUUGCUGCAGGAAGGAUAGAAAAUGGUUCCUGCAUUUGUGCAGCAAUGCCCAAUAAAGUCACGAUUUUGCGCUACAACGACAAUCUGAGCAAAUUUUGCAUUCGCAAGGAGAUUGAGACCUUAGAACCCUGUAGCUGUAUUUACUUCACCAACUACAGCAUCAUCAUUGGCACCAACAAGUUCUAUGAGAUUGAGAUGAAGCAAUACGUGCUGGAGGAGUUCCUAGACAAGAAUGACGUGUCGCUGGCUUCAGCAAUGUUUACCACGUCCUCCUACAGCUUCCCCAUUGCCAUCAUGCAGGUGUCGAGUGCAGCUCAGAAAGAGGAGUACCUGCUCUGUUUCCAUGAGUUUGGAGUGUUUGUGGAUGCCUAUGGCCGAAGAAGCCGCACAGAUGAGCUCAAAUGGAGUCGUCUACCUCUGACAUUUGCCUUCAGAGAGCCAUACCUGUUUGUGACUUACUUCAACUCGCUGGACGUUAUUGAGCUUCAGGGUCAUGCUGCUCUUGGGCCUCCUGCACUUGUUCACUUGGAUGUCCCUAACCCACGCUACCUAGGCCCGGCCAUCUCAUCAGGUGCCAUUUACCUGGCCUCAUCUUACCAAAACAAACUGAGAGUGAUCUGUUGCAAGGGCCAUGUUGUGCGAGAGUCGGGAGAAUUGCAGAGGACAGGUUCUAACAGGAGCUUUGACCUCUGCAGCAGCCCAAACAAGCGCGGGCCACCCACUUAUAAUGAGCACAUUUCAAAGCGGCUAGCCUCAAGCCCUGGAGCUCAAGAUAGUGUUGUGCACCGGGACCCUAGCACACCACACCGUUACCGUGAGGGCCGCACUGAGUUCCGCAGGGACAAGUCACCAGCUCGGCCACUGGACCGUGAGAAGUCCCCAGGGCGUGCUGUGAUCGAUGCACGCAGAGAGAGAUCACCAGGUCGACCACUGGAUGAGCGUGAGAGAGAGCGUGAGCGCACACGCCUGCACACAAGCUCAGUCCGCACUCAACUCACACCAGUUAACAAGGUGUGGGACCAGUCUUCAGUGUGACCACGCCCCCUGGACAGCUGAAGUUUAAGAGCCAUCGUCCAGUCCCAGCAUGGAUGGACAUGCCAUUUUACAGGCACCUGUUUUAAUACAACUAUUCCAUCGUGCCAUUGCGUGCUGUGAGCAGAACCACAUCAUAUUUAUAUUUUUGGAUUUAGCUGUUGUCCAAAUUUACACGUUUUGCUCACAUAUAUAGAAUAUAUGAGGAAGGCAACUGAUUAGUGGAAGAUUGUAAGUGAUAUAUUAAUAUACAUUAUACAUACAUAUAUACCAAAUACAGUGGAUAUAAAAAGUCUACACACCCUUGUUAAAAUAGCAAGUUUUUGUGAUGAAAACAAUUAAACCAAGAAAACUCAUAUCAGAACUUUUUCCACCCUCAAUGUGAAAUUAAAACAUAUAAAAAUGAAGUGAAAAACAAUCAGAAACAUUUUAGGGAAAGAUACAAAAAAUAAAAAAGUUACAAUAACCUUGCAUAAAUUUGCCCAUCCUUUUAUAAUUGGGGAUGUGGCUGUGUUCAGAAUGAACCAAUCACAUUCAAUCUCAUGUUCGAAAGUAAUAACCAUACAGCUAUCCUCAAUGAAAUUAUUCUGAUUAUUGCUGAAACCAUGGUCCACAAAGUGCUUACAAAGCCUGUAUGGCAUCUCACUUGUUGAAAGAUGUUGAUCAGCAGAGGGGUAUAAAAGAAUUUCCAAAAUAUUAGAUGAACCAUGGAACACCAUGAAGGCCAUCAUCAACAAGUGGAGAAGAUGGAACACUGAAGUGACAUUACCAAGACUUGGAGAUCCCUCCAAAUUUUUCAAAAAGACAAGAAAAAAAGGCUGCCAAAGGAAGUUGCCGAGAGACCUAUGGCAACAUUAAAGGAGCUACAGGAAUAUCUGACAAGUACUCACCCUCUGCAUUUGACAACAAUCUCUUGUGUACUUCAUAUGUCUGGGCUAUGUCUGGGGUAGGGUGGCUAGACAGAAGCCCUUUCUCAUAAAAAACAUCCAAGCCCAAAUAAAUCACCCUAAACCAUGUGGCAAAAUGUGUUAUGGUCUGACAAGAACAAUUCCAAAAGGUAUAAUAAUUCCAAAAGAUAUGUUUGGCACAAAAAACACAUCAACAAAAAAAACACCAUACCCAAGGUGAAGCAUGGUGGUGGCAGCAUCAUGCUUUACAGCUGCUUUUCUUCAGCCAGAGGGAAUCAUGAAUAGCUACAAAUACCAGUCAAUUUUAGUGUAAAACAUCAGGCAUCUGGUAGUAAGCUGAAGAAGAAAAGGAAUUUUACCUUUCAGCAUAACAAUGACCCAAAGCAUACAUCCAGAUCAACAAAGGAAUAACUUAACCAAAAGAUCAAUGUAUCUGAAUGGCCUAGCCAGAGCAUCCAGCUCUGCAUCCAACUAAAAAUCUUUGGGGUGACCUGAAGCAAGCUAUGCACAGGAGAUGCUCUCACAAUUUGACUGCUCUAGAAUUUUUUUGGAAGAAAGAGUGGAAAAAUAUUGCUAAGUCAAGAUGUGCCACACUGACAAAAAUACUGAGUGGUGUAAUAAAAUCAAAAGGUGCUUCAACAAAGUAUUAGUUUAGGGGUGUGUACACCUGUGCAACUAGGUUAUUGCAAGUUUUUUUUUUUUAACCUAAAAAAAUUUUCUGAUUGUUUUUCACUUUAUUUGUAUACUUUGCAAUUUCACAUUAAAGGUGGGAAAUGUUCUAACAUGAUUUAUCUUAGUUUCAUUUUUCUACAUUUUAACAGGGGUGUGUGUAGACUUUUUAUAUCCAUUGUACAUAGCACGUCCUCACUGUAAAUAUGUGGCCAGCUUUUAUAGUUUAAAGUUAUGAGAGUUGAAUGACAUAGCCAGGUCUAUUUUUUAAAGAUAAAAAAGUGUUUGUAUAAAGUUAAGACAAAGAUUUCUUACAGAAACGCUUAGGUUUUCACUUUUACAUAUCUGCUGUAGUGGACAUAAAGCAUCAAGCUGGCUGCUUUUCUGAUAUUGUCUGUCAAGCUUUUGUUCACAAUUUUGUAAGAGCUGACAGACAGAACUACUUAUUAGGCAUGUGCUGAUAAUUGGUUUUUUACCUUGCUCCUCACAAACCUAUGAAGGAUACUUUUUUGUAGCUGCAUACACAUCAAGAAUCUUAUACCAACAAUAGUUAUGACCGUGACCUUUGUGUGACACCUUCUAUAGGCCUUUAAAAGUGGGGUGAUGACAGGCAGAACUAAUCUUCUCAUCCUUGCAUUAGAAACAGACAUACAUACAUUUUCUGCAUACAUACAGAAGAAUUGUGAAGACAGAGCUUGAAAUAUCACAGUCUGCCAAAAUCUGUAGCAGGUUUGUUUCAUCGUAAUUCAUUCCCAACGAACCAUGGUAUUGGUCUUUUGUGCCUUCUGUUAGGCUACUGUGUGAAUUUGUUAUUCAGGUGGCUUUCUGACAAAGUUUGACAUGACUGUUUAAGUGUGGUUUAACACACUGCAGUUUAUUUAAAAAACACUAAAUUUGUUGCUCAGUGAACAGUGUGUGACCAAAAAUUUUUAUUUUAUUUAUUUAUAAUUUUUAUAAUUUGGCUAAAUAUGUAACAUUGUAUCUGUUGUAAGAAGAAAAUGAUGAGGACAUUGAAGAUCACAGUGAAGAAUAACUUUAUUGCAGCGUAGCAGUGACAAAGUACACAAAGGACUUCCGGGUCAUCGGAGUCAAAAUGAACCACGAACAGUAUCAGCUCUGACAUUUUAUACUGUUUUUCAGACCAGUUUUUCCCACCCGUAAUGUAAAUUAAUUCUCGCUCUAAAUGUAAAUUAAGGAUAACAGUUGAUCACUUUCUGUUCUCACAUUAUUGAUUUAGUUACAGGUGUGACCACCCAAAUGGUGGGGUUAUAUGAUUGUCUAGACAGAUGUCUUUCUGAAUGAUAAUUAUGGUCAUGUACCACUUUGUUCAGGGAUGGUUCUUGAUGUCCCUCUGUCUUUCCCAUGCUAAAAUUGAUUGAAUGUCACUUCAGGUGUUAUUAUCCACAUAUUGCUGAGACCCAGAUGAAUAGUCCCUAUAGAUAAUUAAGCCUUUUUGGGGCUUUUUAUGUAUGCCUGGCUGCGCCUACUUCUUCUUCUUAUUAUUAUUAUUAUUUAGGGGGCCAAGCACCGAAUAGGUGCUAACAAUAGGUGCGUAGGCAUCCUAUUGUUAUUCUACCUUUAUUUAUUAUUAAAGUAAAAACAUAUUAUUAUUAUUAUUAUUUUUCUGGCUAUGGUCUGGUAAAAGUUGUGAAAUUUGGCACACAGAUUGGGGAGUGUCUACGGAACAUUCUGACCAUGUUUUGGGCCAAGUGCUGCCAACACUGUAGCGUCAAAUUUGGGCCUAAUUGUUUGUAUGUUUAUGGGCACAACUUUUGAACCAUGUGUCCAAAAUUUGGCAUUCCUGGAUUCGCUGGGUUGAGACAAGUUCAACGCACCCUAUAAUGUCAAUUUCUGCCUAAUGAGAUUUUCCACCAUCUUGGAUUUUGUCAAAAACUUUUUUCGCUACUCCUUCUACAAAUUUUGUCCUAUGAUCACCAAAUUUGGCAAACAUCAUCUUCAGAGUAAGUAAGCUUCACAAAAAUUAUUAACAGAAUUUUGAAUGCUUCAAACGGUUUCCCCGUAAGGGGCCAAUAAAUCUGGCAGCGGAGCUGCCAAACAGGAAGUGAGGCUGUAUCUCAGCAAGAAUUUUACGCACUGAUAUAAAACUUGGUAGGCAUCUUCAGGACUAUGACCUGAGGCUAUGCAACAAAUCUGCCACCUUGUGGUCAAGAACUGUAACAACUUUUUUUCCUUAUAUCCUUUGAAGAGUUUGUGCUAAAUUCAGUUCUUAAUUUCCCUAUAAUUCUCUGGAGUUUGCUGAAGUGAAUGCACACCAACGUCUGAAAUUCAAGUGUACUUCCUGUCCACCAUCUUGGAUUUUGUCAAAAACUGUUUUUUCGCUACUCCUACAAAAUUACGUCCAGUCAACACCAAAUUUGGCAUGCAUCAUAUUCAGACCAACCUGGACAAAAAAUAUCAAAAUGUUUUGCCCGUAAUGUGCCAACAAAUCUGACGGCAAAGAUGUCAAACAGGAAGUGAGGCUGUAUCUCAGCAACGACCUUGCACACUGACACAAAUCUCGGUAGUCAUCUUCAGGAUCAUGCCCUGAGGCUAUGCAAUAAAUUUCGUGACAUUGCCACUUACUGGUCAAAAGUUACAAUAACAUGCCGAAAAUCUAAGUGCCAUUUUUGCUACUCCUCCUCCAAAUUUUGUCCAAUUUUCACCAAAUUUGGCUCACAUCGUCUUGAGACCUGUCUUAACAAAAAUUAUCAAAGGAACUCUGAUAUGUAGAACUGUUCUCCCAUAAUGGACUGGCAAAUCCAUGAAAUUACAAAUCACUCUGGAAUUCCUUUGCCUAGAGUUGGCUCUUCUUUCCUGUGAUUUCUUGUGCAAUUGUAGUGCAUCUGUGAAUGUGAGGCUCACCGAGUCUGGAUGCUUGGCCCCCGAAAAUGCUGCUUGCAGCUUUAAUAAUAAUAAUGAUGAUAAUAAUUGUAAUAAUAAUAAUAUUAAUAAUAAUUAUUAUUAUUAUUAUUAAUUACUCAAAUGUUGAGCAGCUAAAGGACUUGGUGGUAGCCUUGAACAAAGACUGCCCAAUGAGAGUUCAAGUAAAUUAUAUAAAUAGCCCCAAUUUGUGUUGAUAAUGGGAAUUGGAUUGCAUUGUCCACUGCAGGCCAUCCUACAGGCUGCCCUUUCAAGGUUAGGCUGUGAUGACCCUCAAACCUUGGCCCAAGGAAAUGUCAUCAAAGGUUUCAUACAUGUGCCCCCAGGAUGCACAGUUUUUCAUUCUAACAUCUGAUGACUGGCUGAGUUACAGAAGUGCUGGGCCAACCCCAGUUCCUAAGAUGAGAUCUCAUUUGUAGUGAUCUCAGGGCUGCUGUGGGCAUGUUUUGUAAAUAAAGAUUUUUUUUAAAAAAAAAAAGUGUAUCCGAGAACCCUUAAAUCGGAGUAAAUGACGUUAUAUCAGACAGAUAUAAUGUUCCCCUCGUAUCAAGCAUUAAAAAAAGUUGUAGCAUAAUAUGCUUGAGUCAAUUCAAAGGCAGUUUAAUGCCUUGAGGUUGCACCAGAGGUGGAACCAUUACAAAACCUGUGUGUUGCACAGUUGAUCUAUGUGCCCUUGCUGUGUUGAUCAUUACAGACAAUACUUGUGCUGUCUCAGUAAAUCCACACAUGGGCUCAUUCCCAGUUUGCAUCCAUUAGGGUUGGUGCAUCUCACAAGUGCCCAGAAUAGGGUGCCAGAUGUUCUAUCCCUGCAGAGAAAUGUCACCAUCCCAAGGUUGGUGUCAAGAAUGAUCAAAAAUUUUUCCUUUUUGUAUACAAGUCCAUACCUUGCCUGCUCUGCUUUUUUAUGACAGGCCUCACUUUAGCAUAUGACUGACCAAAAGGACUGCUGUGCCUUUUCACUAUGACCCCUGAUCAAGGGAACCACCAGCAGAGUUCAUCUAGGCAGCCAGAAUCUCCUCCUUGUGGCCCCCUGAUGGCCCAUUGUUCCCCGUCCUAAAUGUCACAGCUGUUCUCAAAGGAGAACAAGAUAUGUUGCACAGGCUUUAAGACUAAAUGAGAGGCCAAUUAUUUGGUUAAAAAAAAAAAAAAAAAAAAACUUACUAAUGUCUAUAUUAUUCAUCACUCUUGGUGAAAGUCAGUAUUUUAGCAAAUAAAAAUAUCAAAUAUCUGCAAUAUCAUGCUGUUCAUUAAUUUAAUGCAAACUGUUUUCGGUGUAAAUAAAUGGUAAAUAUAAAAUUGUUUGAUUAUUUGCAUUUGUUUCAGAAUUGUUUUGUUUAUUAUAUAGGUCUAGCUGUCACUAUCUUCUUUUGUGAAGAUUAGCAGGCUAGUUAGCAGAUAGCUGAUGCUUUUGAUGUAUAAGAAGAGACUGUGAAUUAAACAGGAGGCCAGACCAACAGAAACUUUCUUUUAAAGGCACCACUGGGCACACUGCCUGCUUAAGGUGUGGAGACACUGGAGGCUUUAAAGAUUUUUUAUUUUAUUUAUUUAUUUUUUGUUUGCAACAAGCCAGUCUUAUUUUUUAGAAGACAAUAAUCACAAAUAUUUGUGACAACUAAAAAGCCAAGACAUACCAGCAAAAACCCUCAUUAAGCAGCUCUAAAUGCUGCAAACACUUUCUUAAUUCAAAACUUAGCCCUUUUUUCAGGCAUUCCUCAUGGAUGCGCUGCUGUGCUUCUUGAAGGACUCCCCAGAAGUUUGUGGACCUGCUUGUACACUUUUUAGUCCAAAUCAUCCCAAUGCAGCUUGAAUGGGUGACCAGGCAGGUUUUUACACUACAGACAGAACUGUCUGAUUCUUCUCCAAACUGCAGCUUUAAAUAAGAUGUUCCAAACAUUUGAUAGGCAGUGUUCAUUUUCAAUUAAUUUAAAUCAUGCUAUAUAACACUCCAGGCAGAGUAUUUAUGGCUGGCAAGGUUUCAUUUUGGUUAAAAUGCUGCCCAAUGAGAGAGAUACAGGUAAAUAUUAAUUUCUUAAGUCAUAAUAUUGAAGAAUUGUAGACCAUACUAAAAGUUUAAGCAAUGAUCAUGAUUAAAAAAAAAAAAAACUAAUAUCAGUGCAUGCCUAAUGC